This is a messenger RNA of Pezoporus occidentalis (night parrot), 1145 nucleotides long. RefSeq names its product ethylmalonyl-CoA decarboxylase 1 (gene ECHDC1). Gene Ontology annotation, molecular function: catalytic activity. Gene Ontology annotation, cellular component: cytosol. The coding region runs from base 24 to 926 and encodes 300 amino acids. The record is from RefSeq and is a predicted model, not a curated record. Gene Ontology annotation, biological process: fatty acid beta-oxidation. NCBI's taxonomy places the organism in Eukaryota, Metazoa, Chordata, Aves, Psittaciformes, Psittacidae. The transcript is spliced from 6 exons.
AGAUAAGUGUUCACCUAAAAGAAAUGGUCAUUUUUAUGUGGAAGAAUUUACUUCAAACUACAAAAGAAAGGAUACUCCAGCAGAGAAGGAUGUCAGUGUAUAGCCAGACUCAUGGCUAUCAGGAAGAACUGAUAAAGAAGAAACUUCAGCAGUUUGCUGGUGGAUCCAUCAAUCUUACCAAAGAAGACAAUGGCAUUGGAAUACUUACUUUGAACAACCCGAAGCUAAUGAAUGCAUUUACAGGUACUAUGAUGCUGGAACUUCAGGAGAGGGUAACAGAACUGGAAAACUGGAAAGAUGGCAAAGGCCUUAUUAUCUAUGGUGCAGGAAACACCUUUUGCUCAGGAUCUGAUUUGAAUGUUGUCAAAGCCCUAUCCAACUCCCAGGAUGGGAUGAAUAUGUGCAUGUUUAUGCAAAACACCUUAACCAGACUUAUGAGAUUGCCUUUGAUCAGUGUUGCACUAGUCCAAGGAAAAGCUAUUGGAGGAGGAGCAGAGCUUACCACGGCAUGUGAUUUCAGAUUGAUGACACCUGGCAGUGAAAUUCGAUUUGUCCAUAAGCUCAUGGGUCUGGUGCCAGGCUGGGGAGGAGGUGCCCGGCUGGUGCGGAUCAUCAGCAGGAGGGCUGCCCUCCAGCUCCUCAGUGGGGCUACCAGGGUGGACCCCGAGAAGGCUUUGCACCUUGGGCUGUCGGAGGAGACACUCUCAUCUUCGGAUGAAGCUGGAGCGUUAGAAGAAGCCCGAGCCUGGCUAAGUCAGUACACAGAGGGUCCAGUCAGCGUGAUUCGGGCUGCAAAAGAGGUGGUGGCAGUGGGAAGAGAGCUACCACUGGAAGCAGCCCUACAGAGAGAGAAGGACAUUUUUGGAACUCUGUGGGGUGGGCCUGCCAAUUUGCAGGCACUGGCUAGAAGUCCAAAACAUAAAUGACCGUCAGUGCAUAAGAAAUGUUCCUGGCCUUUUUGCAAACAAAGCUUUCGCUAAAGCAGGCAUUUAACUGAAUCAUUUAGGGGCUUCAUCAUUUAAACUGACAUUAACAUUCCAAUCGUUCGCAUCAGGCAGACAUAUUUGGUGUGCAACCACAUAGAAAUCCCCUGCAGAUUCUUUGCUGUCCUAAUCAUUCACUGAAUGGAGAUGAGUGAAAUUAGU